ACUGUAUGUUUUGGAGGGUAUUCGAGCGUGUUUACCUAACGUUUAAGUAGAAGACAGAAAAUUAAACACUCCUACACACCUUCAGUUGUGUUUGUAACAUGUAAGAGUCACGUAAUAUAUAUUUAACGCUUAGUUAAACACAAUGGGACCCGCUGUGUCGGGUGAUGUAUGAUAAAAAAACCCAGGCAUAUGAAUUUUGUUUCGCAGAUUCUAAAAAUAGUGUGAAUAGAUAACGGCAACUCAAACGAAAAACUGCUUUAGUUUUGGAGAGGUAUGUACGCGUGCCUCAAUGCCUCAUUCAAACGAUACUUGCUGAUGCGUUAUUGUGUGUUUAGAUUGACAGUUCAUGUUAAGUGUACUACACCAUCAAGAUAAUUACCAUACAACCACACCUAAUAUCAAUACCUGUUUUUCUGUUUCGUUGAGUCAAAUUUAUCAAGUGUGGAACAUAAUGGGGCUCGAUGUGUCGGUUGACGAAGAUUUGGUUUCGCCGAAUUUUAAAAAUAGUGUCCAUAAGGGAGACUUAAUAUCUAUUUCAAUUUUGGAGAGAAUCAGUACACGUCUGGGUUUUCUGAAAAGUGUAUAGAGGUAUAUCAUCAUUUGUGGCGACACGGCGUGAACAGGAAGGAUGCUGAGCCGCAUUGAGUACGGAAAACAUGUUCUUGAGGGAAGGAAGGAAUCAAGUAAGGGAUGGAUGACAGUUCAAUCAUUGGGAGGUGUCAAACUUGGAAAUUUUGCAUGGAAACGUAAACGACAUAUUUUAAAGAGAAUAUUACCAGCAUUUGCGAAAUAUAGUUAUGAGGCAACACAUGAAACGUUGGAAGAAUAUCUUCAAGGUGAUGAAGGUGGUGUUAAGUUCAAAUUUAGAUGUGAUACUUCUAGCGAGUCAUUACCUACGAAAACCUACGAUAAAAAACAAGGAGUUUAUCUUAAAGUUAUUAGCAGUAUUACAGGGAACGCUGACCAAAGUCAUCAUGCAAAGAUACCAGCUACAGAAUUAACUAUCACCAGAAUCAAUAGAAAAGAUCUAGAAGACAAUCUAAAAUUACGGAAACUUAACAUGGAUUCAUCUUAUAUCAAAGUAAAGAAAAACAAAACGGCUAUCCCCUGUAUCAUCAGUGAAAUCGUUGAAGCCGCCACUUAUGAGGAUCAAGCUGACCAAAUGGCUGUUGUAGAAACAAGGCGACAGAUUGGAGGGGACCUAAAGUUGCAAUCAAAUGUAGUGCCCUCGGAUGUAUUGGACUCUGUUCAGGUGGGCGGUACAUACGAGACAUGUGAAAAGACUGAGGCAGUCAUAAAUGGACUCGUUCUCUACAAGGUGUUACCGCUUGAGGUAGACCCGACUGGACGCAUUGACGCAAAGGAAGACUCUAAAGGGUUCUUAGAGGACAAGGUUGUAGAUGACUCACCAAGCGGAAACUUCUCUAGCACGAUGCCUGAUCCCACGCUCCCAGAAAGCUUCAAUGAGAUAGAAAAACUUCUCCGACCUGUAAUGGAAGACAAAUCUGUGGCUGAUGCAUUUAAAUCCAUUUCUAACGAGGACAUAUAUUACUUAUGUCGUUUGUUUGAAAGGGUGCAAGACUGUCCAGACGACGUAGAAGAGCCCGAUAAAAUGUCCUCAGAAUGCCGCACGAUUUUGCUAUUUGCGAAAUUUCAACCCCAGGAACCGGACAAACUUGUCCUAAAAGAGAGGUUUCAAGAUGACCAUUCCUUCACAAGCUGUUACUACCUAGCCGCUGUGCUGGCCGAGGUCCCUACGCCAGUCCGUCAACUUUUCGACCAGACCACUGUCAACUUAUUUCCUCUGCUCAAAGACAUCCUUCUUGUAAGACCUCUAAAAGAUAUUGAAAUUAACGAUGACAUCUUGAAAUGCAAUGAGGCCAAGGCACUUCUGGAAAGGUUAGAGGUUUGUACAAAAGGGUCUACCGUCGACGCAGCUCCUGCAUCUCAGGCACUGUUGGUGAAUGCCGUCUGGAUAGCCAUGUUGUAUGGCUGGCAUAGUCGUAAAGAACAGCAGUGACUAUCUGAUACAGAGUUUCAGCAGAACUUUGUCAUUCCACAUUGAAGAAAGUGUGUUUGGUUUAUGUUUAAAUUUUACAGCUGAUUCAAGAAAACUUAACAAUUGUUUGAUAUUGACUUUUUUUAAAAUUCUAAACUUGGUGAAAUUGUUGACGAUGCACUUUUAUGAACAACGUAAAUUGUAUAAAUAAGGCUAGUUACAUGAACAGUAUCGCAAUUUAGGAGCCGAGCAUGUCAUUCAAAACUAUGUCAUUAUAUCUUGUCGCUGUUCUUUUAACAGUUUAUACCGAAUUGUUUCUAUCAAUACUCAUGUAUUCUGAAAGGUGGUAUAUCGUAGACUGACGUUAAAUUAUCACCGUAAGCAAAGUCUUUUAAAGAUGCAUGUUUCACUUCCAAAGCUGCAAUUAUGCAUCGGUAAGCUUUUUGACCCGCCAUAUAAUUUAAUAGGAUCAUUUUUUAUUGAUCCACUCUGAAAAAACAAAACAAAAGAAAUCUACAACAAUGUUUGUAUUUAAAUGCAUUGGAGUCGGACUAGGAUUCGAGUCCUGCUUCCACGAUCUGUAAACUUUUGCACUUACCGAACUAAAGAACUGCAUCACUAGAAGUUCCCCGGCCCAGUCGCUCUAAAAGUGAAUCCAAACGAAAUUAAGGCAAGGUAACUGUAUAUAUGAAAAUAACAACAACAAUGGGACUCUCUAAUGUUUUUUCCUCAGUAGAACAGGGAUCUAUAAUUACAAAAAAAAUAGUGCAACGAUCUCAAUACCCACCGUCGAAGAUGAUAAGAAAUAUUUGAUUUCCUUAAUGAACCUCGAAAGAGGUACUAGGGAGGUACGAAAACAAUUAUUUGUUAAUUUGUUUUUAUUUGAUCAUCACAGAGACUUUGGGUGUUUUAUGUAGAUAUAUUCAAUUGUUCAUCUAGUCCAUGCCUUCUUAUGGUAUUGUCAAAGGUUUGCCAUGUGUAACAUAGGAAUUGAGGAACGUUUUUAUAAAGGUGGUGAAUGUACUAGGGAGGUACUCAGAAAACUAUUAUGUCAUUAAUUAUACUUAACCAUCACGAUAUUUUUGUUUCUACAUGUAUAUAUAUAUAUAUAUUAAAUGUGCAGCUAUUUGAUGUUUUUUCUCGAUAUUGUCAAAGGGUAACUAUGUGUAAACAUCAACUGAAGAACGUUGUUAUUACAUUUGUAUGGCUUGUUAUGACAACUCCUUUUAAUAAAGCUUUUUUUUAUACUCUGAC
Molecule: messenger RNA, 3253 nt
Organism: Mizuhopecten yessoensis (Yesso scallop)
Lineage: Eukaryota; Metazoa; Mollusca; Bivalvia; Pectinida; Pectinidae
Exons: 10
Coding region: 629-2020 (463 amino acids)
Source: RefSeq, a predicted model, not a curated record